Molecule: messenger RNA, 318 nt
Organism: Ilex paraguariensis (yerba mate)
Lineage: Eukaryota; Viridiplantae; Streptophyta; Magnoliopsida; Aquifoliales; Aquifoliaceae
Source: the annotation of a GenBank genome assembly
AUGGAAGGAUAUUUUGGAAUCGACCGCCUUGAGGUUUUUGAAAUCAACUGGAAUGCCUACAACGAUAAAUCAUCGGACUUCUAUAAGGACGGUGCAUACAAUGUUGCAAAGUGCAUGAGAGCUGUGGCUGAACCCUUGCUUCUCAGUCACUUUAGUGCAGCGAUAAUUGAUGAGGUGUUCAGCAGGAAAGAGGCAUAUAAGGAAGCUAAUGGGACGCUUGAUAAGGAGGCGAAUGAAGAGCCUAAUAAGGAGACUGAAGCGUCUGAUAGAAAGACUGAAAGGCGUCUGAGUAAGCCACUUUGGAACACCAAAUGCUAA